AUGUCGUACUGCCAGCAGAUCGAGGGUGUGCAGCUGGACAUGGCCGUUGUCGAUGCUUGCGCUGCUGCUGUUCAGGGCAAAGGCAAUGGACGUGUUUCCAGUGAGGACGCGCACCAGGUCUUCAAGUACAUCAAAGAUGACAAUAAGGUGACAAGCAACGACGAGCUGUGGGCUCUGCGAUACUGUUUGACAGAGUUCAACUUCACGGAGGCUGCCGGGGACUGGAUCACUUCAGCAGUUGGGGCCAUCAGCAAGCGGGAUCAGGUCAAGGCCCCCCAGGGUGGCUCUUCGAAGAGCUGCUACGAGCAGGUCGAUGGCGUGGAGUGUGAUCGCGAGCUCUUGGAGGUUUGCAAAGCGGUAGCCGGCACUGGUGAUGGACGUUUGUCCAAGGACGAUGCCGAGAAGCUGCCAAAAGAUGUUGGUCCCAAGGUCAUGGACACACAGAAGUGGAGCGUCCGGCUUUGCCUGUCAGACUUUUUUUGGACGGAAACCGCUCACGACUUCAUCGUCGAAGAGCUGAAGGCGUCGCCAAGGAAGCGGCCGGCGGAGGCCACCGUCGGAAGAGGUUUUGGACGAUGA
Molecule: messenger RNA, 579 nt
Organism: Symbiodinium natans
Lineage: Eukaryota; Dinophyceae; Suessiales; Symbiodiniaceae
Source: the annotation of a GenBank genome assembly